Molecule: messenger RNA, 1242 nt
Organism: Monomorium pharaonis (pharaoh ant)
Lineage: Eukaryota; Metazoa; Arthropoda; Insecta; Hymenoptera; Formicidae
Exons: 5
Coding region: 214-540 (108 amino acids)
Source: RefSeq, a predicted model, not a curated record
UGUUUUUGAGGACAUUGAAUAGUGCAUCUGUCUUAACCUUCUUAACGAUUAAACGUUAACCUAUCUUUCGAGGUUUGUGUGUUGAUUUUAUUUGUGAGGAGAUAUUAGGUUUUAUUAAUUUAGAAAGAAUGAGGAGCGGUGAUAACGAAGCGCCUAAUAUUCAAUUUAAAAAGAAGAAGACGAAACCUUUGAGGAAACGUGAAACUCUCUCGGAUGACAAUGUCAGGAGAAAGGAGAGAUGAAGAUUAUUCAAAAACUCCACAAGCGACUGGCUGGCGUCGAUAUUGUUUGGCGCUCGGGGAAAACGUCUCGUCCAAUACGUUGACGGGUCAAGUAUAUGAAAGAAGAAUUGUCAAAGCGCAAAAUAAUAACGAUGCAGCGAAUAGUAUGAGUAAUGAUACGGGAUCACAUUGUUCACCAGAGAAAACAGUGUUGCGUGUGGUACUGCAACAUUUGAGGCAGAGCUCAACCAAUUGUAGCGAGGAAAUGCUUUUGAAUCAAAUGUUAUCUGGUCCAGAAGUCAAUCUUGGCAUAGAGUGACUAGGAGGAAAGCCAGUGUAGCCACGAUAUCUCGGCCAAUGAGCAGCACACAGGAUAUGACAAAGAACACCGUGAGGCAGUGAAAUUCUGUUUCUGGACGUAUGAUUCGCAGAAGGCCAUCUUUCAGCUGCGAAUCUCCGAAAUGGGAGAUCGAAAAACUAAAUCAUACUGAGUUAGUAAUAUUAUUGUAGACUUAGAUCUCUUUUUAUAAAUAUCUUGCACUAGUAUUUAAAAUAUCUACUGAUCCUUAUGAUACAAUCAUUAUGUUUUCAUAAAAAAAUAAAAAUUGGAAGAUAUUUUUUUAUAUUUAAUUGAGAACAUUGUAAUUUGAUUAUUUUUUGAAAAUUUUUACAAAAAAUUAAUAUUUAUAUAAAACAUUAAAAACUCCUACAAAUUUUUGCUUUCAGUAAAUAUUUUUAUAUAUUUAUAGAAUUUUUCUGUCAGGAUUGCUGAGUAAUAAAAAUUAAGUGAUAGAUUAUGAAUAUAGAUAACUGUUUGGUAAAAUUUUUUUAUAGUAUAUAUAAUUACACAUGAUUAUGCAUAAUUAUAAAAAUAUUUGAUGUAUAAUUGUAAUGUACACUUUAUUAUAUAGAUGUAAAAAUCAAUAGUUUAUAUGAAGAAUUUCAGAAAAGAUGCGAUUUCCUUAACAUGUAUGAAAAAUAUUUCAAUUCGUAUAAAUAAAUAUGAGAAAUUUAUUUUUAA